Molecule: messenger RNA, 1334 nt
Organism: Notechis scutatus (mainland tiger snake)
Lineage: Eukaryota; Metazoa; Chordata; Lepidosauria; Squamata; Elapidae
Gene: RRAD
Product: RRAD, Ras related glycolysis inhibitor and calcium channel regulator
Biological process (GO): negative regulation of high voltage-gated calcium channel activity
Cellular component (GO): plasma membrane
Molecular function (GO): GTP binding; GTPase activity; calcium channel regulator activity
Source: RefSeq, a predicted model, not a curated record
AGCUGCGGGAGAACAAAAAAGAAAAAGAUCAAAGCGCAAAAAAAGUAGCCGAAUCCUUUUGAGUUUCGGAUCUUGCUUUUAUUCUAAGCGACGCUCGCUACGGCGCCCCCCAUGACCCUGAACCGCGGCGACAAACUGAGGUACCUGGACAAGCGGCGGGGCAGCAUGCCCUUCGCGGCCCACCAUCACCAUCACCAGCAGCAGCAGCAGCCGCCGCCCCUUCAUCGGCGCAGCAUGCCGGUGGACGAGCGGGACCUCCAGGCUUCGCUGCCGCCCUCGCCCCGGGGCCAGCUCGCCGGCCUGAUCCGCUGCACCUCCUACAACCCGGGCGAGGAGGGAGAGGAGGAGGAGGAGGAAGAGGAGGCGCAGCGGCAGGGCUGGGCGUCCGACUCCUCCGACUCGGUCAUCUCCUCCGGCAGCGACUCGGAAGGCGGCCUCUACAAGGUGAUGCUGCUGGGCGAGCACGGCGUGGGCAAGACCAGCCUGGCCAGGAUCUUCGGGGGCGUAGAGGACAGCCCGGACGCCGACGAGGCAGGCAAUACAUACGACAGAUCUAUUAUAGUUGAUGGAGAAGAAGCUUCUCUUGUGGUGUUUGACAUAUGGGAGCAGGAUGAAAGCCAGUGGCUUCAGAACCAUUGUAUGAAGAUGGGAGAUGCUUAUAUUAUCGUCUAUUCAGUGACUGAUAAAGUCAGCUUCGAAAAAGCUUCUGAAUUGAGGAUUCAGCUACGAAGGGCACGGCAAACGGAAGAUAUUCCUAUCAUUCUUGUUGGAAACAAAAGCGACCUGGUUCGAUCCCGGGAGGUCUCUGUAGAUGAGGGACGGGCUUGUGCCGUUGUCUUUGACUGCAAGUUUAUCGAGACCUCAGCCGCACUUCAUCACAACGUCAAAGAUCUCUUUGAGGGGAUCGUCCGGCAGAUUCGGCUACGCAAAGACAGCAAAGAAGACAAUGCCCGAAGAAUGGCCAACACGAAGAGGAGGGAAAGCAUCAGUAAGAAGGCCAAGCGGUUCCUUGGGAAAAUGGUGGCCAAAAACAACAAGAAGAUGGCCUUCAAAGCCAAAUCGAAGUCCUGCCAUGACUUAUCAGUACUUUAAAAAAAGGGGGGUGGGGGUGGGGCUCGUGGCAAAAUUAGAAGUAUGUGAGUGUGUGUGGGUGUGUUGUGAACCUGUCUCUGGCAGUUAAAGAGUGAGGAAAAAGGACCUUGUGCGAAGCGACAGAACGGAGGGAAGUGGCUUCCUUCAUGCCUUACAGUUCCUACGCAACGCUGGGAGAGGAGAUUACAGGACCAUCAUUGUUAGAAAGGUUUCUAACCUUCAGCAAAAGAACUGAAUAAUAA